Messenger RNA from Trichechus manatus latirostris (Florida manatee), 1188 nucleotides. RefSeq names its product basic leucine zipper ATF-like transcription factor (gene BATF). Gene Ontology annotation, molecular function: RNA polymerase II cis-regulatory region sequence-specific DNA binding; DNA-binding transcription factor activity, RNA polymerase II-specific. The coding region runs from base 496 to 864 and encodes 122 amino acids. Gene Ontology annotation, cellular component: nucleus. The transcript has 3 exons. The record is from RefSeq and is a predicted model, not a curated record. Gene Ontology annotation, biological process: regulation of transcription by RNA polymerase II. NCBI's taxonomy places the organism in Eukaryota, Metazoa, Chordata, Mammalia, Sirenia, Trichechidae.
CAGAAGACUGACUUGCUAAUUCUGGCUGGGGUUUUUCCCUCCUGAGCUGUUUUCUCUUUUAUCUUCAUCAAUUGAAGAGAGCUGCUCUGCCUUUCAAACUGUCGAAAGGUAGCUUGGGUUUUGUGUAUUUUUUUUCUCUUCUUUCACAUAAUUCACAUAAUAGGUCUUUUCCCAGAUAUGUAUUUUCUCUCAAGUUAACUUCUAACUUGUUUAAAUUUCCGCCCAUGUGACUUCCAGUGUGAGUUACCAAAAACCACAAGAGAGAGAGCGAGAGCAAGCCCAAAGCGAGCGACAUGUCACUGUGGGGGGCAGUGCCUCUGCACCCCAGAGCAAGGAGGACACAGGGGUCGCAGGUGGCUGUUGGGCGGUCAGAGGAAAGACCUGUGGAGUUGGUGGGCUGGUGGCCCAGGGGGCAGUCGGGAAGGGAAGCCAGCUGGUGACAAGAAAGCCCAGAGGCGUCUGGGGCUGUGUGUUAGAGCCCGGAAGAUUUCAGCCAUGCCUCACAGCUCCGACAGCAGCGACUCCAGCUUCAGCCGCUCUCCUCCCCCUGGCAAACAGGACUCAUCAGAUGAUGUGAGAAAAGUUCAGAGAAGGGAGAAAAAUCGCAUUGCUGCCCAGAAAAGCCGACAGAGGCAGACACAGAAAGCAGACACCCUGCACUUGGAGAGCGAAGACCUGGAGAAACAGAACGCAGCUCUGCGCAAGGAGAUCAAGAAGCUCACAGAGGAGAUGAAGUACUUCACGUCGGUGCUGAAUAGCCAUGAGCCCCUGUGCUCAGUGCUGGCCACCAGUGUGCCCUCGCCUCCCGAGGUGGUGUAUACCUUCCACCAGCCUCACGUCAGCUCCCCACGCUUUCAGCCCUGAGCCUCCUAGCAGAGCGGAAAGAGCAGAGCCCCCACCCUGCUGCCUGGGCAGGCCUCAGGAGGGGCACACAGACUGUGGCCAAGCUGCCCUUGCCCUCUCCAUUGGGACACCCGAAGGUGGAGGCCUAGACAAGGAUUGCACACAAGGACUGUAGCAGCUAGAGGUGUUUGAGGCCUCCCAGCAGGGUGGCAUCCCACUGGGGUGUUGCACCCCCAUGUGGGUGGGAGGCCCAAGCCAGAGAAGAAACGAGCAUAAUGCCCAAGUCCCCCAACACAGAGGGAGGAGGACAGGGAAGGGUUAUUUUUCUAAAUAAAUGUUGUAAAA